Molecule: messenger RNA, 1764 nt
Organism: Xenopus laevis (African clawed frog)
Lineage: Eukaryota; Metazoa; Chordata; Amphibia; Anura; Pipidae
Gene: kynu.L
Product: kynureninase L homeolog
Exons: 14
Coding region: 135-1550 (471 amino acids)
Biological process (GO): 'de novo' NAD+ biosynthetic process from L-tryptophan; quinolinate biosynthetic process; NAD+ biosynthetic process
Cellular component (GO): cytoplasm
Molecular function (GO): pyridoxal phosphate binding; kynureninase activity
Source: RefSeq, a predicted model, not a curated record
ACUAAAGUGCUGUGUUCUGCUAUGUUCUGUUAAUGUACUUUGCAAAUCCAUGACUGCAGGAACUGAACACAGCUUUUCAGCAAAAGGUCAAAUUUGAACACUCUAGCUUGACCGCCUCCAGCCCACUCCUUUGCAUGAGCAUGGAUACAACUCACACAUCACCUCUAGAAUAUUUAGGGGGCAUUGCCUCCCAGCUUGGGUACUGUCUUCAGGAUGAGAAGUUGGCAUUUCACUUAGAUGAUCAGGAUGAAUUAAAGCAUCUUAGACAGUGCUUUCAUGUUCCAAAAAUAAAGGAUAUCCCAACAACUGACCAGUCUUUGGUUAAUGAAGAAGAUGAAUGUGUAUACUUUUGUGGCAACUCCCUUGGUCUUCUCCCUAAGACUGUUAAAACCUACAUUGAUGAAGAACUUGACAAGUGGGCAAAAAUGGGAGUUCAUGGUCAUUUUACUGGAAAACGUCCGUGGGCUUUAUGUGAUGAGUGUAUUGUGGACCUUAUGGCUACAAUUGUAGGUGCUAGGAAGGAAGAGGUAGCAUUAAUGAAUGGUCUGAGUGUUAAUUUGCAUCUUCAAAUGCUCUCCUUCUACAAGCCUACAAAAGAACGCUACAAAAUUCUUCUUGAAGCCAAAGCCUUUCCAUCUGACCACUAUGCUGUUGAGUCUCAAAUACGAUUAAAUGGGCUGGAUGUAGGAAAGAGCAUGAUGGUGCUAUCUCCCCGAAAGGGAGAAGACAACCUACGGACAGAAGAUAUUCUUUCUGUUAUUGAAAAAGAAGGAGAUUCAAUAGCGGUGAUUUUGUUCAGUGGAGUGCAAUAUUAUACUGGCCAGUUGUUCGACAUGGAGAAGAUCACAGAAGCUGGACAUAAAAAGGGCUGUUUUGUUGGAUUUGAUUUGGCCCAUGCUGUUGGAAACGUGGAGCUGCACUUACACGACUGGGGAGUGGACUUUGCCUGUUGGUGUUCUUAUAAGUACUUGAAUUCAGGAGCCGGUGGUCUGGCUGGUGCCUUUCUACAUGAAAAACAUUCCAGUACUAUCAAACCUUCGUUAAUAGGAUGGUGGGGUCAUGAUUUAAAAACCAGAUUCAAGAUGGAGAACCACUUGGAAUUAACCCCAGGAAUUAAUGGUUUUCGAAUAUCGAACCCCCCUAUACUGUUGGUCUGUUCUCUGCAUGCAAGUUUAGAGAUCUUCAAUCAAACUAGUAUGGAGGCUUUAAGAAAGAAAUCUAUAUUGCUCACUGGUUAUUUAGAACAUUUAAUAAAAUAUUAUUUCAGUAAAUCAACAGAAGAACCCCAUAAGCCUUAUGCAGACAUUCUAACACCUUCUAAUAUCAAGGAAAGAGGCUGCCAACUUUCUCUCACAUUCUCCCUGCCCAUAAAAGCUGUUUUCGAAGAACUGGAAAAAAGAGGAGUUGUGUGUGACAUGCGGGAGCCAAAUGGAUUACGAAUCGCUCCAGUACCCCUCUACAACACAUUCCAUGAUGUGUACCGAUUUAUAAAAACUCUGGGAGAAGCAAUUGCAGCUGUCGAGAAAAGAUCCAUAAAUUUGUGCCAAUGAAAUCCUGUUGAAACAAACUAUGCUCAGAAAGAGUUGGGCAUUUUAUGUAGGACCUGUCGUAUUGACAUGAUUUUAACUCAUUUAUUGAUCAUUUCUUGAUUUCUGUUAAUUUAAAAGGUUCUGUGUGGUUAACAAUUUAUAAGCAAAGCCCAAUGCAACAGAGAUAUUGUAAGUAAUUAAGUAUAUAUAAAGUAAAAUGAAACUCAUUAAUUCA